Molecule: messenger RNA, 399 nt
Organism: Camarhynchus parvulus
Lineage: Eukaryota; Metazoa; Chordata; Aves; Passeriformes; Thraupidae
Gene: SAA2
Product: serum amyloid A2
Exons: 3
Coding region: 1-399 (132 amino acids)
Cellular component (GO): extracellular region
Source: RefSeq, a predicted model, not a curated record
AUGAGGCUCUGGGUCUGCAUCGCGUUGCUCUCCGUUGUUCUGUGUGUGAGUGCUGACAGACCAAGGAUAGUCGAAAAAAUAGUCAGUGCUGGAAAAUUUGCCCGGGAUGCAGUAGGAGGGGCACGGGAUAUGUUCAGAGCAUACAAGGACAUGCGUGAGGCAAACUACAAAGGUGCUGACAAGUAUUUCCAUGCCCGUGGGAAUUAUGAUGCUGCCCGGCGAGGACCUGGUGGUGCUUGGGCAGCAAAAGUGAUCAGCGACGCCCGGGAGGGCUGGCAGAGCCGCGUGAGCGGCAGAGGCGCCGAGGACACCCGGCUGGACCAGGAGGCGAACAGAUGGGGCCGGAGGGGCGGGGACCCGAACCGCUACCGGCCCAAGGGGCUGCCCAGCAAGUACUAG